Molecule: messenger RNA, 6884 nt
Organism: Cheilinus undulatus (humphead wrasse)
Lineage: Eukaryota; Metazoa; Chordata; Actinopteri; Labriformes; Labridae
Gene: dennd4a
Product: DENN/MADD domain containing 4A
Exons: 30
Coding region: 213-5345 (1710 amino acids)
Biological process (GO): regulation of Rab protein signal transduction
Cellular component (GO): cytoplasmic vesicle
Molecular function (GO): protein binding
Source: RefSeq, a predicted model, not a curated record
GCUGCUCAGGACUACACGGUUUAUUCGCAUUCAUCUACCCGCACUGUUAAUUAUUAUUUUUUCAUGGUAAUUAUGGAAAGCCAAGACAAACGACGAAUAAAACACUAAGGAAUAUUUUUUUACCAACGAGUGGGAGCGUGUUUUUCGACGAAGGUUGAAUAUUCGACAUCACCUUUGAAUCGUGCCGAGAUCCCAGCGUUUGGGAAUGGGCAAUGAUGGAGGAUAAAGGGCCCCGUGUAGCCGACUACUUCGUGGUUGCCGGCCUGACCGACUCGCCCAAGCCUCUAGAAGAAGAGCUCCACCUUGAUGAUGCCGGCCCCAAGUCAGUGAAAUCAAAAGCCCCCAUCACAGAUGUAGCUGUGGUGAUCCGCUCCCUGGGCGAGGAGGUACCCCCAGGGUUCACCUGCGUAGAAAGCACCCCUUCAGGCUUGUCUGCAGAGCUCAAUGGAGCCAGCCUCAGGGGCCCGCAAAUCUUCUUGUGCUUCAAGCGAGGCAGAGAUAAGCCUCCUCUGACAGAUCUUGGGAUUCUGUAUGAGUGGAAAGAAAAGCUGAAGCCGGGAUGUCACAUAGUCCAGACAACGCCCUCAGGACGCCCUGCCAAUAUCAGCAGUUCAUCAUCCCAACGCAUCUACAUCACCUAUCGCCGUGCCCCAAAGAGCCAGCCCCACACUUCACUGGCUGUCACCGAUGUCUGCAUCAUCAUCCCUGGCAAGGGGGAGACACCCCCUCACACCUUCUGCAAGGUGGACAAGAACCUCAACAGCAGCAUGUGGGGAUCCUCUGUUUACCUUUGUUAUAAGAAGUCUUUGGCUAAAGCAAACACAAUCUCAUACAAAGCAGGUCUGCUGUGCAGGUACCCUGAAGAGGACUAUGAGUCCUUCCCACUGCCAGAGUCAGUGCCUAUGUUCUGCCUGCCCAUGGGGGCUACGAUCGAGUGCUGGCCAGCACACACCAAACACUCUUUGCCUGUUUUUUCCACAUUUGUAUUGACGGGGGCGUCUGGGGAAAAGGUGUACGGGGCAGCCAUUCAGUUCUAUGAGCCUUACUCAGAGGAGAACCUGUCGGAGCGUCAACGCUCACAGCUCGGCCUGCCAAGUUCUGAUCUGGGACCUGAUGGGACCAGGAGUGUUUACAACAACAAGAGCAUCUGUCUGCUCUCCCACUGGCCCUUCUUCCAGUCCUUCAGGAGCUUUCUCACUUUUCUUUACCGAUACUCCAUCUCUGGACCACAUGCCCUGCCUAUUGAAAAGCACAUCUCCCACUUCAUGCAAACGGUGCCAUUCCCCUCCACCCAGAGACCACGCAUCCUAGUGCAGCUGUCUCCACAUGACAGUCUGAUACUGAGCCAGCCUGUCUCCUCCCCCCUGCCUCUCAGUGGUGGAAGCCUCUCCACAUUGCUGUUAAAUCUGGGCCCAAAGAAUGCAGCCACUCUGCUGGUGCUUGCUGUCACAGAGCACAAGAUCCUGGUCCACUCCCUGCGUCCAGCGGUACUCACCAGUGUUACAGAGGCACUUGUGUCGAUGAUAUUUCCCUUCCACUGGCCGUGCCCUUACAUCCCUCUGUGCCCGCUGGCACUGGCUGAUGUGCUCAGUGCGCCAUGUCCUUUCAUCGUGGGUGUUGACUCCAGAUACUUUGACCUCUACGUGCCCCCAGCUGACAUAAGCUGUGUGGAUCUGGACACCAACACAAUCUCUCAAAAAGAUGACAAGAAGGCUUUAACAUGGAAAAUCUUGCCCAGGAGAGCCUGCAAGUAUCUUCUGAACACUCUGAAUAAGAUACAUCAGCAGCUUACUGAAGGUGGCCAGCUAAACCGUGAAGACAUGCAGAUGGAGCACACUGUGACUGACAGCGAGCUUAAUGGAGGGAAGAGCCUUCAGACUUUAGAGCUGGAGAUUCAGGAGGCCUUUCUGCGCUUCAUGGCCGCCAUCCUUAGAGGCUACCGCUCUUACCUGCUGCCCAUCACACAGGCCCCCUCUGAGAAGACUACUGAUGCCAGCUCCCUGUUUGACAUACAAGGCUUCCUAAAGAGUCGAGACCGCUCCAAUCAUAGGUUUUACUCCCUCAUGACCAAGACUCAAAUGUUCAGCCGCUUCAUAGAGGAGUGCUCCUUUGUCAGUGACAAAGAUGCAAGCUUGGCUUUCUUCGAUGAGUGUGUUGAUAAGCUAUUCACCACUGGAGGCAAGAUGGACAGUGAACGCCCAGACGAAACCAGACUGAUCGAGCUGGAUGAAUCACACCGCAGUGAGCACACGGUCUAUGUCAACCCUCCAGAGCUUCCUCCAUUGCCUGAAGGAGAGGAGCAUCCAUUAUGUUAUAGCUACUCUGGGUUCCCUGUGUUGAAUGCUGAGCUUCUGGAGCCGCUGGAGGGGCCAAAUUCUUCAUCAGCAGGCAUGGCUUCACGCCACAGCAGCCCGGCCAGCCCUACAGCCAUCUUCAGACGCUCCAAACAGGAGAUCAAGUCAGCUCAAAGGAUGGCCAAAACCCAUUCAUCCAUGCCGCAGAUGUGGUCCAAGUGUCUGCUGCGCCACUGCUAUGGCCUGUGGUUUAUCUGCCUGCCAGGGUUCGUCGGUACCAGCCACUCUAAGGUGCGGGCUCUGCGCACAGCAUAUGACAUACUGAGGAAGAUGCAGGACAAGAAGCUGCAAGCUCCAGAUGAGGUGUGCUACCGUGUGUUGCUGCAGCUGUGUGGUCAGUACAGCCAGCCUGUCCUGGCAGUCAGGGUGUUGUUUGAGAUGAAGAAAGCUGGAGUUCAGCCCAACGCUAUCACAUAUGGGUACUACAACAAGGCUGUGUUGGAGAGCACAUGGCCGUCCACUACCAGAGGAGGCUACUUUUUGUGGGGAAAGCUGAGGAACGUGGUCCUAGGAGUGCUCCAGUUCAAGCAGGCGGGGAGAAAACAGACUACACUCAGAGAUCCUCAGCUUUCAGACGGCAGUGAUCUUGACACAGUCAGUCAUGGCAGCUUGGACAGUGCUAAUGACUCGGCUGAGCGCACCUCCAUCGACACAGACUUCACUAAAAUGGACUCCAGUGAUGAUGGAUUUAGCACAGGUGGACAGUCAGACCAAGGCUACGACUCCCUGUCCAAAGAAGAGGAGAGGAUGUGCAGCAGGGAGAGUGACAGCACAUCAGUGGUGGAGGACAAAGGGCUGAGACAGUCCAGCAAUGACAACAGGCUGGUCCCCAGUCCUCCCAGUGAAGUCAUUCUGCGUGACGUUCUGCCAAAGACAGAGAGGCCAAAAUCUCUGGACUUGUCCGGUGGAAGUCUACGUCUUACCGUCCCUCAUCUUGGCUCAACAAAGCAGCCUUACCUCUCUGCUGAGAGACUGCAUGGAGUGGAAGAAGAGGAGACAGAGACUGACAAACAGAAAUGUGUGCUGGAGGACAGCAGUAAAUCAGAGAGACAGCCAGCACACAGAGAGAGGAGCGUCAGCUGCAGUGCUGGAACAGUAAGGAGGACAGGUAUUGAAAGGGGGUUUGAUCCCCUGUCGCUUUUGGCAACCCGUGUGGUACAGGAGUGUGAUAAGGAGGGCAGCGGCAUACCCUCGGCCCGCCGCAACCUCGCUGAAGAGAUCGAGAUGUACAUGAACAAUGGCAGCAGCCCCCUGAGCAGCCGCACUCCCAGCAUGGACCUGCAGAACCCUUCAAGCCCUUUGUUUCGCACCUCCUCUUCUCCUCACACCUCCCCACGACCCUCCGUCCUGCUCCGAUCCAACACACACCUCCCACUGCCAGUUAAAUCCAAGGAGAGGCUGAGGCCGUCACCGUCUCUUCCUCUUGGCGUCUCUACCAAAGACAGAGAAAGGCCUUCCUCCCUGGUGUCCCCUUCAUCACCUACGCCCUCCAACUCAUCAUUCUCCAUGGACUCAUUGUUUACUCCCACUCUGGACAUCUUUAAGAGCAGCGUCAUCUCAGCAGGGAAGGGUGUCGCUGAGAAGGCAAGCCGUCUCUACUCUCGUCUGUCCUCUCAGACUUCAUUAACACAGGAUACAAACUGUGACCGGAUCAGUGUUUCCUCGAUGACUUCAGGGGAGGCAGACUGCUCCUCGCUGCUUGAUAAUGACUCCUGUCUGGACCCAGAUGGCUUCACCUCCCCCCAGCAUGGCGGCGUGUCCCGGUUCAGGAGGAGCCCUGUUGUGGGUCACACCAACCUGGGCAGCCCCAGCACCCCAAACAGAGUGUUCAGACACAAUUCCUUCUCUGGUGGUUUGGCACUUCCGUCAAAAACUCCUCACACACCUGAUUCCUCCCCAGAUACCAAACGCUUCCAACCUGCUCCCAAUUACACCAUAGAGGUGCAGAUGUCGAGUUGUUCACUUUGUAAAACGUGUGACUGUCUGGUGUAUGAUGAGGAGAUUAUGGCAGGGUGGACAGCCAAUGACUCGAAUCUCAACAGCACUUGUCCUUUCUGCGGCACGGCCUUCCUGCCUUUCCUCAAUGUGGAAAUCAAAGACCUGAGGCCACAAAGGAGGUCUUCUCAAGAAACUAAUCCGGUUUCAGACGAGGACACGUUGGUGGCACUCAAUUCAGAGGCCAAAAUGUCUGCAGCAGACUGUGCAGCUGAAUCAUCUGAGGCUCGCCUGCAGGAGCAGCAGGGCAGCGCUAACACCGGGCAGGCUAAUCCCACCCCAGCACCAGCCUCCGCUCCCAUGACAGUGCCCUACCUGAGCCCUCUGGUUCUGUGGAAGGAGCUGGAGAGCCUCCUUGUAAAUGAGGGGGACCAGGCUAUUUCCUCACCUAGUAUUGUCGACCAACACCCGAUCGUCUUCUGGAACUUAGUGUGGUACUUCAGAAGGCUGGAGCUGCAGAGUAACCUGCCGGCUUUGAUCCUGGCCUCCCAGCAUUGUAACAAUGGGGACCAGACUCCACAGAGCGUCUCCUCUGAGGACAGUAAGCAGGUUCUUGUUAGGAUCAUGUGGGACAAUCUGAAGCUGCACCAAGACAAAGUCCAGCCCUGCUAUGUCUUAUGGAACACUCACUGUGCUAACUCACUGGUUCGCUCAGGGCUGUGUGAAGAAGGGCAGCUCUUCACAGUGGAGCUGCUGCAGGGCUUUGUGAGGAGCAUUAAGAAGAGUGAUGUCUAUCAGCCCAUGAGCCAAAUCAUCCAGCUGCUGGGGCCAGAGCUGGGCUUUAAAAGACAAAGGAGUCUGUAUCGAGAUUUAUUGUUCCUGGCACUGGUGGCUUUGGGGAAACACAACAUCAAUAUCAAUGCUUUCGACAGGGAGUACAAGCUUGCAUAUGACCGCCUCACCCCCAACCUGGUCAAACUGACACACAACUGUGACCGCCCCCCAGGAGCAGGAGUCAUGGAGUGCAGGAGAACUUUUGGGGAGCCCUGUCUGUGAACUGUUUCUCUUCUACUUCUACCAAGUUAUUUUUCUUUCAGCCUCAGACACUGCUGCUUUAUCUUUAUUUUUUGGACUCAGACUCCCCACACUCAGGACCAGCUCACCUGAUUGGAGCACAUAGCUAUGAAGCACAGUAGGAAAAUAACACUCAACGAUAAGCGACUGCCAUGAGUUUCUUGUAUACUGUUAGAGCUGAGAGGCAUGAGGUGACAGGCCUUGUGUUUGUGAAUAUGAGAAUAUUCACUGUAUUUUCAGUAUAAUUAUGGUAAGAUGUUUGUAUAGUUAUUAUACAGUCUAUUUUAUGACUUUGUUUCUGUCAAAGCUGUGAGUCAAAUAUGUAAAGUAAGUCUGUUGAAAUUCCUCAGUGGUCCUGGUGACCUUUUUAAGACUGUUGUUGAGUGUGUGUAAAAUAAGUACUUGCUUUUAGUCCUUCACGUUUUUAUGAAGCACUUUGGUAGGAUGAGUUUUUGCCGUUGGUUCUCAUUUACAUAACCCUGCGAUCCCGCAGCCUUUGCUCAAGUGAAUUUUUAUUUGACAGCUGCAGGACAAACUGUCCUGUCGAAUAUGUCCAUGACAUGCAGUGAAUGAAAGCAAAGACAUUCCUCCCCGUCUGAACCCUGUGCACUGCCCAGAGUAAUGCUUGUAUGCCUAAAUACAAUUUACUGAUUAAAACAAUUAAAUAACAUGAUUUUCAUGAGUCAAAAGGGAGUUCUCGAUUCAUGUAUAGGCACAUAUUUUAAGGAAAAUGUAAGAAAAACACAAAAGGGAAUAAUACUCUUAUGAUUUGUUUCAAGAUUUUUUAAGCAAUACCUUUUUAAUCUGAGGAGUCAUGUGUUAUAUGGGACCACCAAGGAUGGAUUUCUGCAAAACAGAAAAAUCAAACUAAUGAUAGAUAAAUAAAUACUAAGAAACAAUGUUUUCUUAUGGAUUAAACAACACAUUUUUAAUAGAGAAAUUACUCAGUUGAAACAGAAAAGAACAAAUAAUUCUGUACAGAGUAUAAUUCUUGUGUUUUGUAUUAUUAUUUUUUUAUCUUCACUGUAUGGUUUGGACAACAAUGCACUAUAAAUGUGACAUACAGAGCAGAAAAUAACAUUUUGAAAUCUGUUUGCACUGAGUAGACUUAAUGUCAAAGGUGUUAAGGAAAAACAAAAGCUUGGACCUGCCCUGAUUCAAACCCACCUUCACAUGAGUGUGAUGGUUCACUGUGUUUCUAUUGUCUUUCACUAUAAACUGACAAAAUCCUGCCUGGAUGUGAUGAAGCUCUGCAGUGUAUUUUUAGACUUCAUCACAGUAACUCGUGUCAGUGCUGAACAAGACAAGGCUGGAAUAAACACCAGCCUCACAGCAUGUAUAUCUGCAUUCUAUUCACCUCAUUAGUUAAAAAAAAAGCACUGAUGACCAAAACAUCACUUGAUGUCUACCUGUUGUUUACUCGACUUGUCAAUUUAAACAAUGUUUAUGAUGCAUUAUUUAUCAUUUGUAACACUGAUACUUAUUUGUAUGAUUUUUUAAUAUAAAAAAGAAUCAAAUUUA